Morchella sextelata is the source of this 1035-nucleotide messenger RNA. RefSeq lists its product as uncharacterized. The record is from RefSeq and is a predicted model, not a curated record. Bases 1 to 1035 code for a protein of 344 amino acids. NCBI's taxonomy places the organism in Eukaryota, Fungi, Ascomycota, Pezizomycetes, Pezizales, Morchellaceae. Gene Ontology annotation, molecular function: transmembrane transporter activity. The transcript is spliced from 3 exons. Gene Ontology annotation, biological process: transmembrane transport. Gene Ontology annotation, cellular component: plasma membrane.
AUGUCUUAUCGCGGGAAAUGGGAAGGUGACGCCCCGCAAGAUAAAGCCAUGAGGUGGGGUAGUAUUUUCCCAGCGAUCAUGGCCGCAUUCUGGGUCUUUUUUGCGUGGAGAGGAAAGAAUGCGCUGGGCCGCGCUAUAGGAAUUAUCCAGCUUGCUUGUAAAAUCCUUGGAGAGAAUGCAGCCUUGGUGCUUUUGAGCUUUGGGACCCUGGGAGCCAUUUGUGUGUUUACCUGGGUGUGGGUUGCCAUGUUUACGAGAAUGUUUUGGAUGGGGAACUACAUCGUAGGAGGCGUUCCUUUGUGGCAUUUGGAUACCAAGAUGAUGAUGCUCGCUACAUACUACAUCAUGAUGUAUCUGUGGACUUUGGGGAUCUGUUCAAAUAUCCAGAGGGCAACUUCUGCCGCGACGGUUUCCCAAUGGUAUUUUCACAGACACCAGAUUCCGAAAGCUUCAUCAAAGGAUAUCAUGCAGGCUGCGUUUACACACUCCACCACAACUCUCUUUGGAACAAUCUGCUUCUCCUCACUCGUCGCACUUCUGGUCCGCGUUCCGUUAAUGGUGGCUCCAAGACGCAUUGCAGCCUUCAUCCACAUGUUCUGCUACAGCUUCAUCACCUCGCCAGUGGCAUCACUCACCAACCCCUUGACACUGACCUACGCCGCGAUCCACUCACAGCCCUUGAUAGCGUCUUCCCGCGCCGUCGCCGGCAUGAGGUUCAUUGACACCGCGGGGUACGGGACCGGGAAGCACCCACGCACGGCCUACAAGUUCAGCAAAAUGCUUUUGACAGCCACCCGCGGCAUCACAGCGCUGAGUAUGGGGAUAGGAGCCUGGGUCACGACCGCGAGGGACAUCAAUGGCGGGAGCGCAUACGGGUAUAUUGUGGGGAUGAUUGCGGGGGCUAUUGGAUGGGCGGUGCUUGGGGCGACAGAGGGGUGCUUGAGUAAUAUCGUGGAUGCGUGCUUGGUGUGUGUGGGGUCGGAGGGACCGAAUGGCGGGCACUGUAGGGAGGCGCAGAUGGUGUUUGGUGGCUAA